AUGACUAUGAGUGAGUAUUAUUCUAAGUUCAUAGAACUGAUGAGGUUUGCACCGGAAGUAGUACCAACGGAGGCUAUCAAGGCCCAAAGAUUCGAACAAGGGUUAACCUGGAAUCUACAAGGAAAAUUGGGUGGGGCAACCUUUGAGAGUCUAGAUGAGGUGUAUGGCCGAGCUGCCCAUUUGUAUGGGAUCAAAGGAAGGGAACUAGGGAGCAUAUCUGGGGAGAAAAGGAAGUCCAACGAUCAACCCCAAGGGAGUGAUAAGAGGCCCAAGAACAAUGUAAGUUUUGGGAACCAUGGAGAUAAGAGGGACUUUAAAGGGAAUUUUAAGAGAAACCCAAACCAGGGUGAUGAGAAUAGAGAGAACAGGGAUAAAACUAGGAGAAGUUACUUCUGUAAAAGAUGUGGGAAGGAUCACCCGGGGAAGGAUUGUGCAGUGUUCAGGAAGGAAGCAGACUUGAAGAAUGGGAAGGUUCAGGAUGGGAGAAAUCCCCCAAAACCCUCACAAACUAGUGGACCUGCCCAGAACACUGGAAUCAGUAAUGGUGGAAAUACCCCUAAGGGCCGGAUUUUCGUAAUGAAUAGCCGUGAAGUUGAGACUUCCAAUAAUGUGGUAAUUGGCACUUUUCUUAUACGUUCUUUAUCUGUGAAAGUUUUAUUUGAUUCGGGUGCGUCACACUCUUUUAUUUCUAGGACAGUAAUAGAAAGUCUCCAGUUAGAAAGUCCAGAGUUAGUUUCCUUGGAUGUAGCUAUUCCAACAGGGGAAGUUAGAGAGUGUUCUAGACUUUUUAGGAAUGUACCCCUAACUAUUUCAGAAGGUGAGUUUCCAUCGGACCUAAUUGAAUUUGAUCUCAAAGAUCUUGAUGUGAUCGUGGGAAUGGUCUGCCUCCAAGAGAUAAGGGAUGAAGGGGAAAAGAGUGAUAGAAAAUUACCUGUUGUGGAAGAAUUUCCCGAUGUAUUUCCAGAUGAAAUACCAGACAUGCCACCAGAGAGAGACGUGGAAUUCACGAUUGACUUGGUCCCUGGAAUUGGACCUAUUUCCAAGGCCCCAUACAGGAUGGCCCCAGUUGAGAUGAAAGAGCUAAAGGCCCAGUUGGAGGAUUUGCUUGAAAAAGGAUACAUUAGACCCAGUUCCUCACCCUAG
Messenger RNA from Chenopodium quinoa (quinoa), 1143 nucleotides. RefSeq lists its product as uncharacterized. The transcript is spliced from 3 exons. NCBI's taxonomy places the organism in Eukaryota, Viridiplantae, Streptophyta, Magnoliopsida, Caryophyllales, Amaranthaceae. The record is from RefSeq and is a predicted model, not a curated record. Gene Ontology annotation, molecular function: aspartic-type endopeptidase activity. Gene Ontology annotation, biological process: proteolysis. The coding region runs from base 1 to 1143 and encodes 380 amino acids.